UACGGACUCUAACUCUGAACCUGCUCUUCCAGACUCUGGACGGAUCUUUGCACCGAUCUGGAUUACCGCUCGUUGGGACUUUAUUCCGGGAAUUUAACGGGACGGCAGCAGCCUUCGCGCUGUGGAUAUUUCUUCUUCUUAUCCUGGAGUUUGUGGAUUAUUUUUGUGACUUCAACAUGACUCUGGAAGAGGUCGUCGGCUCCAACAGCACCGAAAAAAAGAUGGAGACGGUGAGUCAGGCACUGGAGGAGCUGCUGGUCGCGGCUCAGGAGCAGGACUGUCUCACUGUGGGAGUCUACGAGUCCGCCAAGCUCAUGAAUGUGGACCCUGACAGCGUGGUCCUGUGCGUCCUCGCCACCGAUGAGGAGGAUGAGGACGACAUCGCGCUGCAGAUCCACUUCACGCUGCUGCAGGCUUUCUGCUGCGACAACGACAUCAACAUCCUGCGCGUGUCCGGGAUGCGGCGGCUCGCUCAGCUGCUGGAGGAGGACAACGAGGACAGCAACGGCAACGAACCCCGGGACCUGCACUGCAUCCUUGUCACCAACCCGCCGGUGCAGCCGCUGCAGUCCUCGGCCCUGCAGAGCAUCAGCAGCUUCUGCGAGGAGAGCCGCUGCAGGAACCAGUGGGUCCCCUGCCUGCAGAUGCAGGACCGCUGAGCCGAACCGGACCGAACCGAGUCAGACCGCUACGGAGCGGUGAGAACGAGUCCAAACAGCCGUCCUUCUGCUGAAGACGGAUAACGGCGUUUGAGUGACGAGAGCGACCGGAUCGCAGCGACCCGGGGCCUUCCUGCUGGGUGACUGAUCGGCCAGGGCGCGUGGGAUGUUGGUACCGGACGAGUCGUGAAGGCCGGACCGGGCCUCCGUUAGAGGAGGGGAGGACUGACGUCAGGUCCUGGGCCUGCAGAGAGUCUCAGUGAGAUGUCACGUGACUGCUGGAUGUCACAUGACCGAGCCAAUGAACUGAGGAGCUGGAGCAGGUGAAGCUGCAGGUGCUCUGCUCACCUGUCCGCUCACACAUGAACUGGGGACUUUAAUUCUACUUCCUGUUGUCAGUGACGUCAGACGCCGACGACACAGCUGCUUAUUUAAAGGAACAGAGUAAUAUAUGAAGGAGUGAACCCACCUGUUUAUUUAACCUGAUGAAUAAAUUAUUGUUGAAGGAGAAA
This is a messenger RNA of Plectropomus leopardus (leopard coralgrouper), 1171 nucleotides long. Its product is annotated as growth arrest and DNA damage-inducible protein GADD45 beta-like. Gene Ontology annotation, biological process: regulation of cell cycle. Gene Ontology annotation, cellular component: cytoplasm; nucleus. The record is from RefSeq and is a predicted model, not a curated record. NCBI's taxonomy places the organism in Eukaryota, Metazoa, Chordata, Actinopteri, Perciformes, Serranidae.